AUGUAUUAUUCAUCUGACGCUCAACAAACACAACGCAAACGUACAUUCCGUAAAUUUAGCUAUCGAGGUGUUGAUUUGGACCAAUUGUUAGAUUUAUCUUCUGAACAAUUUAUGGACCUCGUUCACUGUCGAGCCCGUAGACGGUUCCAACGUGGUUUGAAACGUAAGCCCAUGGGUCUCAUCAAGAAACUUCGCAAGGCCAAGACCGAAGCUCCUUCUGGUGAAAAACCUGCUACCGUGAAAACUCAUUUGCGUAACAUGAUUAUUGUCCCUGAAAUGAUUGGUUCUAUUGUUGGUGUGUACAACGGCAAGACCUUUAAUCAAGUGGAAAUUCGUCCUGAAAUGGUCGGUCAUUAUCUUGGUGAAUUCUCUAUUACCUACAAACCUGUUCGUCACGGUCGUCCUGGUAUUGGUGCCACUCAUUCUUCCCGUUUUGUUCCUCUCAAGUAG
Halteromyces radiatus is the source of this 450-nucleotide messenger RNA. Its product is annotated as putative ribosomal protein S15. The coding region runs from base 1 to 450 and encodes 149 amino acids. The record is from RefSeq and is a predicted model, not a curated record. The transcript is spliced from 3 exons. Gene Ontology annotation, biological process: translation; ribosomal small subunit assembly. Gene Ontology annotation, cellular component: ribosome; cytosolic small ribosomal subunit. NCBI's taxonomy places the organism in Eukaryota, Fungi, Mucoromycota, Mucoromycetes, Mucorales, Cunninghamellaceae. Gene Ontology annotation, molecular function: structural constituent of ribosome; RNA binding.